AUGAACAAAACGUUAACCAUAUUUAUAGAGUUCUGCCUCCUAUUGAUAUUUGGAGUUUAAUUGUCUGGCUCUAUUCAAAUUCAAUGUAAGAGUAUUAUUUUAACUAUCUCAGGUUAAAAAGAUGAGUUCUACAAUAUUGAAGAUUCAAGAUGCAAAAAAUGUGAAUCGGCAAUUGUUGGAUGCAUAUCUUGCGAUACAGUAACUGUGAACUCGAAUUUAUUCGUAGUCUGUGAUAUUUGUUUUGACGGAUUCUUUUUGCUUCAGAGUGAAACUUUUAAUUCUAACUUUCCAACUUAAUACUCUUAAUGUGGUGUGGAGAGCAUUGUCAGUCUUGCAAUUUAAAGCAUGGAUGUGAAAAAUGUGCUGCUGAAGACUAAAAUAUGGGAUGGGUUUCUGCUAAAUUACCUUCUAGUUAAUAAUAUUAUUGGCAAACUUUUCGUCAAUGCAAGGUGCAAUCCAAAUGAUAUUAACAUCUGUACAGACUGUAAUGCUCCAGUUAAUCAGCUUGUCCCUUAUUCGGGCAUUGGAGCAUAAUGCGUCGUGAUGUCAAAGGGUGUUUUUAACGUAAUCAACUUUUUAGAGUUAAAAAUUUUAAAUAUAGAUCGAGAUGGAGCUAAAUGCAUAAUUCCCACUGAUAGUAAUUACUGCAACAUUUGUACUUAUGGACUGAGUACAGGAGAAAACUUAGAUGGAUACAAUUCUUGUUUAGAUUAUAACUAAGAAGUGAGCGUUACUGGAUGUAGGGAUGCUUAUGCAGAAGAUGAUUAAUGCAAAACUAGUUGUGGAGCAGGAAGAUAUGGAGUAGCAGUUUAUAAUUUUAGAGCAAAAUUAGAUCAAUCAUAUUGUGCCUCCUGCCACUCAAGUUGCUAUGAAUGUGGAGGAUCCUCUGCUGACAGUUGUAAAUCUUGUAACAAGGGCUAUUACUUACAACUUACAGACAGGACUGUUCAAAUGGGAACAUGCUAGCCUAAAUAAGAAGGGCAUUAAGAUUUUUAAAUUUAUGUGAACCCAUGGUAGAUUUUCAAUUCAAAAGAUUCUGAUUAGCAAGAUGGUUCAUAUAAAAACGCCUUUAAUUCUAUCCAAGAUGGACUUGCAAAUGCUUAUGAGCUAGGAGCAAGUUAUACCUCAGCUACGGUUGAAAUUCUCCUUAAAGAUGGCGGUCAUGCUAUGGUCAGGAACAAACCAACUGAUAAAUACAUGCCAUUAAAAUUAGACUAGUACUCAGCAACAACUCAAGUCAUAAUUAGACCUGAGGAUGGGGCAGAUCAGAUAAAUAUAAACUAUAAACUUAGAGAUUCCUUUAAGUUCAAGGUAGGGGGUUCAUUGACACUAUAGAACCUAAAAUUUGAUGCAAUAGAUUCAUCAGUAGAUAUGGCUCUAGACUAAAUAUUUCUAUGCUCAUAGAAUAACAUAAUCAACUGCUGCCGCAUCGAUGCUGAUGGAGAUUAUGCAGGUGGAUUAUCAUGCUUUUUUACUAGAAAACCAACAGAGGAGUGUUAUGGAGCUUUUGGUACAAGCUUCAUUCAAUUUGAAAUCAAUAAGAAUAGUAUGCUUACAGUACCUCCAACUCUGACUAUAGAGAACUUUAUUUAUGAGUACAACAGUUUCAUUGAGCUCAAUGAGUAUGGAGGGCAUAUUAAACUAACUAAUGUGACAUUUGACAAUAUGAAUUCAUGUGGGGCUAUUAUUAGGAAUUAGUUUGCCUAUGUCACUCCAUAAAUAGAAAUAACAGACUUCAAAACUGCUUACUAAUCAAGAUCAAGUUCAUACCAAGCGACUCUAUUUGAAGAAUAUUAGCAAAGCAUUAGUAAUCUUGCAAUAUAUCAACUAACAUGCCAAAAUAAAAAUUUGAUAUCUGGGCUGAAUCCUUGCCACACAAUACUUAUAGAGAACUCGAAUUUUACUAAUUUUGGUAAAAUGAAAGAAGUUUCAACCUAUCCUGUCGCAGUAGAUCCUCAAUAUAAACUGCAAAUUCAAGGGAUGAUAAUCGACCUAGAUGGAUUCCAAGGCACUCUUAAACUCCUUAAUAAUGAAUUCAACACUAACUUGAUAAAGUAUGAGUCUUGUUUGAUGGCAUAAUACAUAGACUAGUUGACAUUAAAUCCAGAGGACAACUACCCUAUUUAUGGUGCUAAAACAACAAUCUAGAUAAAAACUUGGAUUUCUCUUGUAAAUCAUGGAGACUGGAGUAUAGAUAUUGUGAGAAACACUUUCAAAUAUAUGACUUCAGUCAAGGGUUUGAUCUACCUCGACCUAGGACCUCGAUCUAGCAAUAGUCCUAUAUUAAUUGCAAUGAAUACAUUCUUUCAAAAUGGAGCUUAUUUUGACAGUUCAGUGAUUCAUAUAAAGGCUAGGGGAGGAUUAUUAUAGAAUGUGUUUAAAGAUAUUCCAUUAUAAGGUGACAUGUUUUGCACUGGAUAUCACUUUGAGUAAAACGUGUUUGAGAAAAACUACGGAUGUUUCAAAUACUCUGGUGGGGCUAUCAAGUUUCAAUGUUUAAACUAAAAUACUCCAGAUUCCAGUUUAAAUGGACUUGUUGAUUAUUAAGACAUAGAUUGGUUUUUUCAAGCAGCUCAUUAUAAAGUAGACUAUAGUCUUUAUUUUGAAAAUUUCCAAGAAAAGACUUAUUAUGAGCAUAAUUUCAAAAUUGAUCCUGAAGUAAACAGGUUCAGAUCUAAUGUCUUCAAAGAGAAUUUAGGUACUGGCAAUCAAGGAUUGAUAAAUAUCAUUGGAUCUCCUAGGACUUUCUUUGAAAAUGACACAUACCUAGGAAAUGGUGAAUCGUCUUUGGAAUCAACAACAGCCUAUGGCAAGACUAAAUACAUCAAACCUUCAGAAGAAAUAGAAAAAUUAGGAUUUACCUUACAUUUAAGUCAGCUUACUGAUCCUACUAAUUUAAUGAGGACAAUGAUUUAUAUAAGAAGAAGUGAAUAACUGAAGAUAAUAAACUGCACAUUUGAGUAUAACUGGUUAUAUGAGCCCUUCUACUAUGCAGAGAGAACCUAACUAAUUGAGAUUAGAGAUUUUUAUGGAUAAUUUCAUCUUGAUGGAUGGACAGUAAAGAAUUAAAUAGGCAUGCUAGAUAAUCCUUAUGGACCAGUAAAAUUUGGAGUAGCAGCCUAUCCUGCAAGUUAAAGAGACAAAGCAUCUUUGCAUCCCUUACUUAGGUUUACUGGCAACCAAAUGAUGAAAGCAGUAGAUCAUUUCAAAACCUUUACAUAUAUGAAGAAUAUCUAAUAUCAGGAAUUCAAUAAUCCAGAUGGCACAUUGUUUCCAUACUAUGACAGAAAUUCUGACAAUGAUGUCUAUAUCCAUAUUACCAAUAUCACAAUGAAUAACGCUUACUUUUAAGACAUUGAUUGCCAUUUAUGCUCUAGGCCAUGGAUAAGGUUUUAAUCAGAAGUAACUACUUUAAACAAUGUGACUUUUAAAAAUAUUAAUGGAUAAACUUUACUAACUGGACAUUAUUCUACAGCUCCAUUCAUCAUGUUUUUCAUAAGGAAAAUUUACUUUAACAUAAAUUACUCACCAAGAUUAAUAACUGAGAAAAUCAUAUUUAAUGAAGUCAAAUUGGAAAACUUUUUCGCAACAGAAGGUUCAAGAAUGUUUGAAAUCUAAAGAUAAGCUGUAUUAGGAGAUAUAAUUCCUACUGAUUAUCAGAUUUUUAUAGAAAAUAGUUCAUUUAGCGGUGCUUACUCUUAUGGCUCGGCCCCUUUGUUUAAAAUUGAUGGGAACUGGCUAUAACUUUGGGUCUUUAAUUCUAGCUUUAAUAAUAUUACUAGUGGCUAUCAAGCAUCUGGUGGAUACAACGGGGCAGCAUUUUUAGUGUAGCAAAUAAGAAAUAUACAUAUAGAAAAAGUGACUGCCAUAGACAUUAUGAAUCCAGCCUCAUAGUUUGAUGGGAACUUUACUAUCGGAUGUGGAAGAUUUCUAUGCUUCUUAGAUCCUGUUUAUAUAACCUUAGUAAAUAUCACUGAUAGUUUUUUCUUGGGAGAAACAAUGCCUAUAUACUAGUAAAAAUCAGAGGAUUAAAUAUACUAGAUAAAAAAUGAACUCUAUCAUCAAGCUUCAAUGUUUGAAUUCAGGCUUGCUUACGAUUAUAUCACAUUGACCAUUAUUAGAACAACCUUCUUUAAUUGCAGUGUUAGCAGAACUGGCAGUUCCUUUUUCCUCAGAACAACUGGAAUAAAGACUAUAGACAUAGUAUCAAGUCAUUUUUAGGGGAAUGCAGCAAUAACAGGAGGUGCAAUAUUUUGUAGUGAUUGUUAUUUCACCAUUUUUAAUACUAGUUUCGACACCAAUGUUGCUAAGUAUGGUUCUGACCUACAUUUACUUGAUCCAAUUAUUCCAGUCAUAACUUUAGAAAGCAUAAAUUCCAGAAACAGUUAUUCUCUGUUAAAUGGUGGAUCUAUACAUAUCAAAGAUACUUCAUCUAUUGAUUAUUUUAUCAAGAUCAUCAGAGGAACAGGAGAAAAUUCUUCAUUUACAAACUCAUAUGCUGCUAAUGAUGGAGGAGCAAUAUUCUUGGAGAUUAAGGGUAAUCUCUAUUUAGAUAUUUAUGAUACUUAUUUUGAAAAUAUACAAGCAGGCUAAAACGGAGGAGUCAUUAUGGUUCCUUAAAUAUAAUACGCAGUUUAAAUUAUGUACAUAACCCUGAAAAAUUGUGUAAUGAAUAAUAUUCAACUAAAGAACGGAGGUGGUGGUGCUUUUUAUGUCAAUGACAAUGCCAAUAUACUGAAUUUGAAAGUAUACAAUUCUUCAUUUACCAAGAUUAAAAGUUCUAAAAAUGGAGGGUUAGUGUAUUCUGGAGCAUAGCUUUUGCUUGAUCUUAGUUUUAGCAAUGUGACAGUUGAUGACUGCUAGGCAUAAAAUGGAGGAUUAAUCUAUUUCCAAACUGAUCUGGCUUAUGUUAAGAUUCUUGAUAAUUCUACCAUAAAGAAUUCUAAAGCAUAGUUAAAUGGAGGAGUUUUGUACAUCAAUAAUCCACCAGCUACACUGUAUAUCACUCUAAAUUCAGUUAAUAUCUCUGGCUCCUCGGCUCAAGAAGGUGCAGGUGGAGUAAUUUAUGCAAGCGCUACAUAUAUCACAUAUGAAUUCGAUCUGUAGACGAAUAUUACAAAUUCAUAUGCCAAUAGAGCAGGAGUGUUAUUCACAAACGCUUCAACAUAAUGGCUUAACAUAUAUAAAACCACAUUUAAUUAUUCUGAAUCAAAGUAAGAAACUGGAGGAUUUUAUGUCUAUUCCAGGGUAACUACUUACCUCAAGAUUGAUAAAAACUGUUCCAUGAGACAUUUCAAAAGUGGAUAUAACGGUGGAGUAUUCUAUAUUCACAGUCGAUGGAUUUGGAUGACUGUUUAAGAUUUAGAGGCUUCAAAUACCAGUUCUAAUGAUCAUGGCGGCUUUCUAGUAACAUCUGAUACGUCUAAAUUUAUCGAUAUCAAAAUACUGAAUUCCUCGUUCCAUAAUACCUCAGCUUUAGAAAAAGGAUCCUUUUUGUACAUCAGAGCAGGAGAUUAUAAUGAUCUUCCAUCAGUAACCAUCGAUAUUAGAUACACCUAAUUCUCUUGCAGAGACUAUACAUUUUAUGAUUAAUGGCCAACUGGAUAUAUUAAUAUUGUCUAAGAUUUAGAGAAUGGCCUUAACCUCAUAGCUGGUUUAUUUUCUUUUGACCCUCUCGUGACAGGUGAGAUUAUUUCAAUAACAAAUGAGUUCUCUAGAUGCUUUAAUACCUAUGAAGGCUCAAUAUUUGCUAUUCCUAAGUUAAUGAGACUAGAUGAUACUUCGUCUUUUUACGAGUUAAAUGGUGGUCUCAAUGGAUUAGUGAGUGCUUAGUCUAGUUUAAUUAACCUUAAUAAUGCCUAUGUAAAAGACUCACUUUCUAAGUAUUCUGGAUUUGUACAUAUGGUGAAUAAUGCCUCAGUUUCAAUCAAUAAACUUCGAGUUAAACUUAUAAAAACCUUAUAAUAAGGAGGUGCUUUCUAUACUGAAGGUUAUGGCCAAACUAUACUUAAGAUUUUAGACUGCCAAGAUACUAUCUAAUAUUUUGACUCUUAAUAAAAUGGGGCUUUUAUGUAUAAUUCCAAUCCAUAAUUAGACUUAAAUAUUACUAACUGUGAAAUAGCUCAUGUUUAUUCAGCUGCUGAUGGAGGACUGUUAUAUUUCGAGAGUGGAGAUCAGAUCAAGUUGUACAAUGUGACCCUAAAGAAUGUCUCAGCUUAUGGACAAGGAGGAUUUUUAUACUCAACUUACCCAGAUAUGUUUAUAAAUGUUACAAAGGUUAAUUUGACAUGUACCGAUGAGAGUGAUUAUGACAUCAUAGAUAUUAAUAUAGAUGUAAAGAGAAAUAAAUCUUCCCAAGGUUCAAUGUUUUAUCUUAAAAAUAUCUAGGAUCUUUAUACUAAGGAUAACUAUUUCGCAAAUUGUAAGAUAGCUGAUAAAGGAGGAAUAUUUUAUCUUGAGGACUCUUGGAUAGAGGACAGAAACUCAACAUAUAUCCAAAAUGUAGCACUUCAAGGUGGUAUUUUUUAUUUCAAGAAUGCUAAGAUCAGUUUGUAUCAGACUAAAAUUAAUAGUUCACUAGCCUAUUCUGGAGGAUCAUUUUAUUUAGUUGGGUCGAAUAAUUUAACUAUAUAAGGAAUGCAAGUCUAUUACAGUGAAUCAGUUGGAGAUGGUGGUUUUAUCUACAUUUUAGAUCCUACUGCAAGGAAUGAUAUAGCCCUUAUAGAGAAAAUAAACUACACAGUCAGUAUAAAUAAUCUGAUGAGUAGAUAGGGCAACGGUGGUACUUUCUAUAUCGAUUGCCCUUCGACAUAUAUCUCAUUGAACAAUAUUGAAAUAAGAAAUACAUCAGCAUUAUUAAGUGGUGGUUUUGCUAAUAUUUAAAAUGCAAAGACUUUAUAUAUUACAAGUUCAUAAAUUUACUCAGCUAGUAGUAUUAAUCAUGGAUCAAUAGUCUAUUCCUCUUCUAAUGAUGGUACUUUUGUUCUUGAUAACAGUGUAUUCGAUUGCUAAGGCUAGACUUUUCCUUAAAUAGACACUGCUGACAAAUUAACAAACAUGGUUUUUACUAAUGGUGGAGCAUUUUAUCUAAAGAGUGCCAAAAACAUUGAUUCUAAUGGUAAUACCUACCAAAACUGCUACGUCGCAGAACAGGGAGGCAUAUUCUAAUUUGUUAAUACAAAUUUCAAGGAUAUAAAUUCUAUAUACAGGAAUAAUGCAGCACUUAUCGGUGGUGUGUUUGUCUGCAUUAACUGUGACAUAUACCUCAAAAAUAUUAAGGUUUACAAUUAAAUGGCUAAUAAAGGAGGAUUCAUAUAUAUAGAGGAUAAUGUAAACUUGACUCUGGAUAAUUUUGUGGCUGAAGGUGCAAAAUCAAUAGUCGGAGGUGGGUUUGCAUAUGCAAUAUAAAAGGACAUUAAUUCAAAGGGUUAAAUUAUAUUUAAGAACAAUGGAGUAAUGUCUGAUUUCUCCUCUCAAUAUAAUGGUGGUGGAUUUUUCAUAGAUCAUAAGGAAUUUAGUUUUUAUAUAGAAGAUCCAAUAUCAAUAUAGAAUAGUAAUGCUUUAAAUGGGAAUGGUGGACUGUUUUACAUUUUAAAUGGAAGAGAUAUAUAAAUUUAAGAUUCCACUUUUAUUGGCUUCAGUGCCUCUGGCAACGGCUCAAUGAUAUAUUCAAAUACUCAAACUCUUAAUCUUACCUUGGUCAAUAACGUUAUUAAAGGAAGUACAGAAUAAUGGUCUAAUUAUUACGGAGAUGAUUUAAAUGUAACAAAGAAAGGUGGUGCUAUAUAUGUUAAGGAUUUGAUUUCUAAUAUUAUAUCAUCUCGAAAUUAAUUUGGCAAUACUUACAUUGCUCAUACUGGUUCUAUAUUUACACUUAUUAAUUCCACUUUGAAUGACUCAUAUUCAAGUUAUUAAUAUAGUAAGGCAAAGUUGGGUGGAGCAAUUUAUUGUGACAAUUGCAAAUUGAACCUAAAAAAUAUUGGCUUUGAUCAUAAUCAAGGAUACUAUGGAGGAUCCCUUUACGUUAUAAAUCACAAAGAUUAGUUGAACAUAAUUGACUGUACAUUUACUAAUCAACUAAGCUAACAGCAUGGAGGGAUUUUAUAUCAAAACGGGGAAACACUUGGGGAAAUUCAUAUCAUUAAUCCUAUCAUUACGGUUUCUGAAUCUUCAAAUUAGGGUGGAGCUUUUUACCUUAAUAAUCCUAACUCUAUAAUUACAGUAAGAAACAUGAUAUUAGGUUCGACUUAUGCUUCUAAAGAAGGUGGUGUAUUUUAUAUAAAUAAAGCAUCUGAACUAUAUAUUAUUGACUCUUAAUUUCAUAACUUCAGCUCAUAAACUAAAGGAAGCUUGAUGUAUUCUACAUCAGCAAAUUUUAAACUUAAGGUUAUUAAUAACAAGAUCUUCUGUAGAAUAAAGUCUUUCAAUUAUUCUGAAGACUUAGCUGGAAACAUAGAUUCUAUUUUACCUUAUAUUACCAAUGCUGGUGCGAUUUAUGUGUCUAAUGCGAUGAAUGUAUCAGUAAUGUAUAAUCAAAUCUCAAAUUGUUAUCUCAGUGAUACUGGCGGAGUAUAUACUCUAAAAAAUACAAGCUUAGAUGAUGACAGCAAUAUAUACAAGAACAAUGCAGCUUUUCAGGGUGGAGUGCUUUAUUCUGAAUCCUCAAACGUCACGGUGAACAACGCAACUAUCAAUAACUCUUAUUCAAUUUAUGGAGGUGUAUAUUAUCUCAAACAAGUUAAUCCCUUAAAUAUUACGAACUCAUCAUUCACAUUCAACAAUGCCAUUAAAGAUGGAGGAUUUGCUUAUUUAACAGACGAUGGAGCUCAAUCAAACAUAUAUCAAUUACAAAUCAAUAAAAGUCUAAUUAGUGAUUCUUAAUCAGGAAUUUCUGGAGGAGUAUUCUAUGUCAAUUCCAAAUCUAUCAGAAAUAUAACUUUCAAUCGUAUUGACAUUUUAAGGUCCAAAACAACCUAAUCAGGAGGUGUUGCUCAUAUUGAAUCAAUGAAUGGAACUAUGACUAUUACCACUGAAAAUGGCUUAACAAAUUCUAUCUCUGAAUUUGAAGCAAAAGGUUUUGGAUCUUUAGUCUCAAGUUUGACUUCAUAAAAUUUUAGCCUUUCUCUCAAUAACACAAUUGUCCAAGCGAGAUCGAUUUAUAGCAAAGUUAAAGUAGAGUAAGAUGUGCUAUUCUAGACUUCAUCAGCAGGAGCAUUUUACAUUUAGAGUUCAAAAUAGGGAGUAGUGUCAUUUAAUAAUAUAUACAGAAAUUGCUACACUGGUCUCACUGGAGGAGUAUUCACACUUAUUGAUUCAUAGCUAGUUGAUUAUGGCUCCAGAUUCUAUCAAAAUGCUGCUAUUUCUGGAGGAGUAUUCAAAUGUGACUCGUGCACUUUAAAGCUUAAUAGCACUAACAUCCAAAAUAAUUAUGCUUAAAAUGGAGGAGCUUUCCUUCUUGACAAUAAGGUCAAAGUAGAUCUGUUUAAUACAAUCUUAAGCUAUAAUGAGGCAGUAUAAAGAGGAGGAGUAUUCUCAAUUGUAAAGACAGCAUUUGGAAACUCAGGAGAUAUUUAUCUUUAAAUUUAACAGUCAACCUCAAUAACAGGGAAUAUUGCUAAUGAAGGUGGAUUUAUCAAUGUAGAGAAUGAAUAUAUGAGUAUCAAUAUUUCUAACUCAAAGUUAGAAUCGAUUUCCGCAAAAGAAUAAGGGGGCUUAAUAAAUGCUCUGAAAGCUAGUAGUAUUUCAUUCCUAAGUUGUAAAAUUAAUGAUUUUUAAGCUGAAAACGGAGCUGGUAUUUAUUCUAUUUCUGAAACUGUAUCAAUAAGCAUUACUAAAUCUUCAAUUAUCUGUAAUCAGCUAUUUGACAUUAGUACAAUCGGAACUUAUUUAAAUAGGGAUGAUUAGCAAACAACUCAAUAGUCGAAUUUCUUCAUUUAAAAGGCCGUUAAAUUUACCUCUGAAUUGAACAAAUUUUAGAGCUGCGGAGUAGCUGAGCUUGGUGGAGUAUUUUAUUUACAAAAGACUAACUUCUUUGAUACUAAGUCGACAUUUUCUUAUAAUGCAGGAGCAUAAGGUGGAGUAUUUUUGAUAAUUGAAAGCAAUGUAUCGCUAAUCCAAACAGACAUUUAAAACAACUAUGCGUAUCAAGGAGGAGUAAUGUCUGUCUAUCAGGAUUCUUAUAUAUAUUUAUUCUCCUGCUAAUUCAUCAACAACAUAGCAUAUUCUCUUGGGGGAGUACUCAAUAUGAAUACAUAAUCCUACUUUAACAUUGUUGGCUCUCUUUUUCAAAAGAACUAUGCCCCAGAAUCUUCUGUGAUAUCUGUCUUAGGAGGGAGUACUUCAAAGAAUAACACAAUCUUGAAUUCAAACAUAAUUAGCAACAAUGCCACGACAAAUACGCUAUCUAUGAUGUACGGUAAUAUUGUAAUUAAAUCUUCGAGCUUUGAAAAUAAUAAUGCCACUUUCAGAUCUAAAAACAUAUUCUUAGGAUUUGCUAAUGCUGUGAUUGAAAAUACAAAGUUCACGAGUCUCACUACAUCAGAUGAACUUGAAUCUGUGAAUUCAGAAUUUACGAUUGGAACAUUUAUCUACAUAAUAUUUGAUGUUGAUAUCUCUAUAAGUUCUUGUAUAUUCUAAAAUGGUAGAUCAUCAUUAGGAGGGGCAAUUUAUAUAUCUGGGGAUAGCAAUAUUAGGAUAUCUUCAAGCUAAUUCCUGAAUAAUUAUGCCAAGCUAUAAGGGGGUGCAAUUUACUCAGUUGGAUUUAAGAAUCUAGAAAUUACUGGGGGAUCUAUAUUUAAAAAUAAUUUGGCUAUUGAUUAAGGAGACGAUAUUUUUGCAUCGAAUACGGAAAACACAUUAACUCUUGACAAAGUCAAUAUUACGAACCCUAAUGCUAAAUGCUCUAUAUUUGCAGAGUAGUUAUAAAUAACAAUAUCUAGGACUGGAUUUAAGAAUAUCAAAGGUAAAGGCAGUGAGAAUGGUGCUGCUCUUUACUGUUCAAAUUGUAAGAAAAUAAACAUUAGCGAGAGUAAUUUCAUUAAUCUUGAGAGCAAAUUAGGUGGUGCAAUAUUUAUCACUGAAACAGAAGUAAAUAAAAAAUCUAGUGAAAAAUGGGGGAAAUAUCUUAUCAUAGAUUCAUCUUUCGAAUAAUGCAAAGCUACUUAAACUGGAGGAGCAAUCUAUCUUGAUAAUUCAUAAUAUAUGACCAUCCAAUCUACAUUGUUCAAGCAUAACUAAGCACUUUAUUCCAAAACAGCAAUUAAUCAAGAUAUCUCAGGAGCUGGUGGUGCUAUUUAUUUUACUUGCAAUGAGUAAGUUGCAAAUUGCAAAUUUGAUAUAAUAAGAAUGAGCACCUUUUAAUAAAAUACAGCUGGGGUAAAAGGGGGUGCAAUUUAUUGGGAUGUUAUUGAACCGAUUUUCGUCUCAAGUGACAUAAAGUUUAAAGAUAAUUCUGCGAAGUACUAUGCUAAUGAUGUAGCCUGCUUUUCCUAAUAAUUAGAUGUCAUCUCAGAGGUGAACUAUUAGAAACAUCUUAAGGCGGUAGGUUUGCUGGAGUCUCUUGAUUUUAGAGAUCUAAUCAAGUAAGAGAAGGUGAUUAAAGAUUCUUGGUAAAAACGAACACUUGAUGGCAUUGUUAAUGAUAGUUAAGGUAAAGUAGAAUCCUUAAGAAGUGGUGGAUCAAUUCCUGUAAUCUAUUUAGCUCAUGUUGAUAAAUAUGGCCAGAUAGUGGGCUCAGAUUUUUCAAGCAAGGUGAGAGUCUCAGUGAAUUCAUCCUCUAACACUGAUCCCAAGGCUCUGGUGUUUCCUCCAAGUAUAGAAGGAUCAACUUCAUUUGAAGCCUCAGCUGGCAUAGCAAUUGUCAAAGAUUUCAGCUUUGCCGCUACUCCUGGCUUCUCGUAUAGUCUUUCUUUUUCCUCAGAUGGAAUAAAUACAAAUAAAUUGUCCAACAAAAACUUUCUGAAAAAUAGUGGCUGGAAAACCAAUCUAGACACUGAUGUAAUAAUUGAGUUAAGAGACUGCGAGCUUGGAGAGCAGUAUACAACUGGUGGUAAAUGCAUGUCUUGUCCAAAUGGAUAGAGUUUUUCCCUCGCAAAAAUGACUGAGCCAGGUGAAUGUAGCACCUGUCCAACAGAAAAAGCUGUAUGCAAUGGUGGUUCAAAUAUAGGACCGAAGUCUGGUUACUGGAGGAAAAAUAACUAUACCUCAACUUUUGUUAAAUGUCUUUACUCACCAGCUUGUCUUGGAAUGGUUCCACCUGAUUUUAACCCAAAAGGCUCUUGUUCAGAGGGCUACUAAAACAUACUUUGUUCAGAUUGUAAAAUAGGAUUUUCAAGAACAAAUGAUUAUGAAUGCUAACUAUGUCCUGACAAAAUUUAGAAUAUUUUGAGACUAGUGUUCAUAUUUAUUGGGCUAGUUCUUGUUGUUAUUUUCAUAGUUAGAUCAACUUUGAUAGGAGCUAAGGAAAAGAAUAAUAUCACAAGUAUUUUCAUGAAGAUACUACUUAAUCAUAUUUAACUGAUACUUCUAACUGCUUCUUUUGACUUUGAAUGGCCCAGUGAAGUUCUGCAGUUAUUUGAUACCGCGAAACCUGUAGCUGCAAUUUCAACUCAAAUCGUAAGCUUUGAUUGCUUUCUUGACCAAAGAGAAGAAAAAUAUGAGCCAGAUUCCUCAAUAAGUGUACUUAAAGAAUCAGACAAAAUCAGAAUAUUCUUCCAGAAGCAAAUAUUCCUUGCAGUCUUACCUUUCGUACUGACAAUAUUUUCAGUUUUAGCCUGGCAGCUUAUCAGAUUAGUAAAACGGAAUUAAUUGGAAAUAUCUGGAAGAACUAUAUCGACUAUGGUGAUAGUCCUUUUUCUAAUUCACCCAAACAUAGUCUAAUACAUGUUUUACAAUUUCAAGUGCAUUGAAGUAGAUUUUGAAUCUAGGGUGCUUAAUGAUUUAGAGAUUAUGUGUUGGAAUGAUCAACACAGGAUAUUUAGUUAUUUCGUAGCGGCCCCCAGCAUAAUUGUGUGGGGUGUCGGUAUUCCAGCUUUUGCUCUGAUUAUUAUGAAUCGAUUUAAGCGUAAUCUUGAUUAAAUAGAAAUCAGAGAGAAAUUUGGAUUUCUUUAUAGAGGAUACAGGACUGAUUUUUAUUUUUGGGAGAUUGUCAUUAUGUAUAGGAAAAUGCUUUUGAUCUUUAUUGCGGUAUUCAUUGGGAAUUUAGGAGUGAUUGCUUAAGCUCUUAUAGUAUUUAAAAAACCUUAUGGAACUAUUGCUCUGAAUGACUUAGAGACACUCUCAUUAGUUACAUCUAUGAUUUCAGUAUAUUGCGGACUCUUCUUUAUUGCUAAUAAGCCGGAAGAUUGGAUUCGAGAUAAUCCAGAUUACUCAUCAGGUUCUAUAGCUCUAACUAAUGCUUCUUAACUCUUCUUUUUUGGAGUGAUAGUCUUUUGUAACUUGACAUUUUUAAUUUACUGGGCUGUAAAAAUGUACUUUGAAAUAAGAGCCAAAUUUAGGAAAAUAUUGCCAAAGGUAUAUUUAGUUCUCUGCCUAUGUAUGGAUAAAAAUAAAUUUGAUCACGAAAAUAAAACCUAUGAAAUGUAACUUGUGAAUGAAAGUCUGAAAGAGUAGUAUCUGAAAAACUUAUCAGCCUUAAAGAAUAUGUAUUACUCUGGAGAAAUUAUGCUGAAUCAAUAAAAUCUUGAGAAAUUAUUAACUUACCUUAACCCAUAAACAGUUAAAGAGUUAACAUUACGAUAGACUGAAGGUGAAUUGUAAGAGCAAGAAAAAUUUAAUAAGAGAUGGACAAGAAUAUAAGAGGAUUAAGUAAGAGCUAAAUUAGGCUAUAAUAAAGUUUAAGACUACAAAGCUGCAUAAGAAAUUGGAUUAAUUGAGUAAUCUCCAAAAGCUUAGCACAGGCUUGAGAGUGCCAAGACCAACUUCUCUCGAGAUAAAAGGUCUAUACUAAUAGACUAAGCAUUUAUCCUUGAAGAUACAGAUAAAAAGAGACCUAAUGGAAGUCCUGAGACCCAACAAGACUCAAUGAUAGUAAAAACAGGAACUCAAAAUCACCAAAACCUUAGCGACCAAGGUUUCAAUUCAUUUGAAAGUCAUCUCUAUGAAAGCUAGGAUUCUGAAUACUAGAUAAUGUCCACUGGGAGAGAAUUACUGAUACAUUUAGAUGAGAAUGAAUCAGGCGAGCUAGCAUCUAUCUACUUCAGUGAAAUAGAUCAUUAUGACAAAGAAUUGAAAUUGAUCAAUGAUAUUAAAAAGCUAGAUGAAUAGAAUUAGCAGAUCAAGUAAAUAGAUGAAAUUGGAAAAAUAGCUCGAAGAAAAAGAUUGAACAAAAAAAGGUCAACUCAAAAUUAUGAGAGUUCAGUGAAUCAACAUAUUUCAAAAUCCCCAAACCUAUAAUAAAAGCUUGAUGAAGAGGAUUUGGAAAUUGAAGAUGAAAAACUUGAUGAAAUAAAAGAUUCUGUAUAGAGGAAGAUUAGUGUUGAAAUCUUGGAAUCUGACAACUCGUACGAAUAAGUUAACCCAUAAUUCACUGAAUCAGAUUUUAACCACUUAUCUCUAUAUAAAACACCUCAAACUAAUCUUAAAAUGCAGAAUGCAGCAAAAUAAGUAGUUUAAAGCAACAACUUCCUUUAAGUAAUCAAGUAAUAGAGGAUGCCAAGUAAUAGAUAAAUUACAAAGGAAUAACUGGAAAUUGAAAGAGAAAAUGAACUUAAAGAUUAGAUGUCACAAGCAACACUGAAACGAUUUAACUUCAAAAAAUAGAUCAGGACUGAAUCAUAAAUGAUGCUUGGAGAUUUGUCAACACAAAAUCUCGAUUAGUUAUUCAAGAGUGUUUAGGAAUAAGCACUGUUGGACAAUAAUGAUGCAGCUAGCUAGAAUUAGGCAUCAAGUCUAGGUAUAAAUUCUAGUGAGAUUAAACCUGAAACAGAUGCUAAGAGCAGUAAUAUAUUUAAUUAGGCAAAUUUGAAAAUCAAAGAACUUGCUAAUUAGUAUAGUAUAUCAGAACUAAGUGAUUUUAAUAAUGAAGAUUCUCUGGCAAGCAGUGUAAUAUCAUAAUAGCAAAAAAAUGAUAAAGCCAUGGAAUCCUAUACUAUGAUAAUGAAGAAAUUCAAUGAAAUUAAAAUCAAUGAUGAAUAGAGUCAAGAUAAAAAUGAAAUGUAGCAGAAAUCUUAAUCAAUUGAAAACUUCUUAGAAUAAAAGGAACUUGAUGGAGAUAAUAUAUCGAAUUUAUAUAAGUGA
This is a messenger RNA of Stylonychia lemnae, 15234 nucleotides long. NCBI's taxonomy places the organism in Eukaryota, Ciliophora, Spirotrichea, Sporadotrichida, Oxytrichidae. The record is from the annotation of a GenBank genome assembly.